Euleptes europaea (tarantolino) is the source of this 480-nucleotide messenger RNA. RefSeq names its product syntaxin-binding protein 4-like. The transcript is spliced from 6 exons. The record is from RefSeq and is a predicted model, not a curated record. Bases 1 to 480 code for a protein of 159 amino acids. Lineage: Eukaryota; Metazoa; Chordata; Lepidosauria; Squamata; Sphaerodactylidae. Gene Ontology annotation, molecular function: protein binding.
AUGUCCUAUCUCAAUCCGACUGGCAGUGACCUCGAACGCUUCGACGGGCUCUCUCUCAUCUAUUGGACUCUGAUGGGACCGUACGGAAUGGAUCGGACGGUGCACUGCGUCGACUUCUACCACUGUGCCAACGGACUGGGUAUCAAGGUAAUUGGUGGCAUCAGAGAGUUCACAGGAGAGGAAUAUGGGGUUUAUGUCAAGAGAAUCCUCCCAGGGGGCAUUGCUUACGCGGACGGCCGCCUUCAGCCCGGAGACCAGAUCUUAGAAGUGAACGGAGACAGCCUGAUCGGAGUGACAAGUGAGAGAGCUGUGGAUAUUCUCAGGUCCGCCUCUGCCACCAGCCAUAUGCGCCUUCUCAUUGCCCGAGACGAUGACGCCCGGAGGGAGUUCUCUGAGCUGCUGGAAAAAUUUGGAUCUCAUAGCAAUACAGGCUCGGCUCGGAGCUCGCCUGUUCUCUAUGGCGGGGGUGAGCAUGCGUGA